Anguilla anguilla (European eel) is the source of this 7424-nucleotide messenger RNA. It is a transcript of the gene kcnj6, whose product is annotated as potassium inwardly rectifying channel subfamily J member 6. The coding region runs from base 484 to 1728 and encodes 414 amino acids. Gene Ontology annotation, molecular function: G-protein activated inward rectifier potassium channel activity. The transcript has 6 exons. Lineage: Eukaryota; Metazoa; Chordata; Actinopteri; Anguilliformes; Anguillidae. Gene Ontology annotation, biological process: regulation of monoatomic ion transmembrane transport; potassium ion import across plasma membrane. The record is from RefSeq and is a predicted model, not a curated record. Gene Ontology annotation, cellular component: plasma membrane.
ACACACCGCGCGCGCGCGCGCACACAUAGACACAUACACACGCUGUCUCCGUCUCUCUCCCACACUCUUCUCUGGUCGAGCUCAACACAAGGGGACAUGACAGAAUGACAGGAGAUGGAUUUUUCCGCGUGAUGUGGGGGGAAAUGGUGAUGCUAACAACUAUUAUACGUCCCUCAACGUGAAUCACCAACCUUCGUGAACCCUGGCGUAAUUGUAAAACGGUGGAUCAUGAAUGAAUGAAAGCAGAGUCUAUCAAUUAGAGGGCCAUCAGCAGGCUUGCCUUGGCAUGCCUGGGCCUGUCAAGGGAUCCUGGGGCUUUGGAAAAAAACUGAGGCUUUUUGAAGAUGGAUCACGAUGGAGCUUUCCAAAUACUGACCAAGUAAUGGGAGCACAUUGAAGUAAUGGGAUAUUGGCAGGAAAAACUGCCACAAUGUGAAAUGGCCUUACCUCUUUUUCAAGGCUCAGAUUUGUCUAGAAGCCCCAAUGGAGCAGGAUGUGGAGAGCCCAGUAACCAUCAGACAGCCCAAGCUGCCCAAACAGGCCAGAGAGGAUCUUCCCAAGCAGCUGGUUGACAAGGAAAGAGCCAAAAGGAAGAUCCAGAGAUACGUCCGGAAGGACGGAAAAUGCAACGUUCACCACGGCAACGUGCGAGAAACCUACCGCUACCUGACAGACAUCUUCACCACACUGGUGGACCUCAAGUGGAGGUUUAACCUCUUCAUCUUCGUCCUGGUUUACACGGUAACAUGGUUGUUCUUCGGGUUCAUGUGGUGGCUGAUAGCCUACAUCCGAGGUGACCUGGACCACAUAGGAGACAACCAGUGGAUUCCAUGUGUCAAUAACCUCAAUGGGUUCGUCUCCGCUUUCCUGUUCUCCAUAGAGACCGAGACGACCAUUGGGUAUGGCUACAGGGUGAUCACAGACCAGUGUCCCGAGGGCAUUGUUCUCCUCCUGGUGCAGUCAGUGCUGGGAUCCAUCGUCAACGCCUUCAUGGUGGGCUGCAUGUUCGUGAAGAUAUCGCAGCCUAAGAAGCGGGCAGAGACCCUGGUGUUCUCCACCAGCGCGGUAAUCUCCAUGCGCGACGGCCGGCUAUGCCUGAUGUUCAGGGUGGGGGACCUGCGGAACUCGCACAUCGUGGAGGCCUCCAUCCGGGCCAAGUUGAUCAAGUCCAAGCAGACCAAAGAGGGGGAGUUCAUCCCCCUCAACCAGACUGACAUAAAUGUGGGCUACGACACCGGUGAUGACCGGCUCUUCCUGGUGUCCCCGCUCAUUAUUUGCCAUGAGAUCAACCAGCACAGCCCAUUCUGGGAGAUCUCCAAGGCCCACUUGGCCAAAGAGGAACUAGAGAUUGUGGUCAUUCUGGAGGGCAUGGUGGAAGCCACAGGGAUGACCUGCCAGGCCCGGAGCUCCUACGUGGCGAGCGAGAUCAAGUGGGGCUACCGCUUCACGCCGGUGCUGACCCUGGAGGACGGCUUCUACGAGGUGGACUACAACAGCUUCCACGAUGUGUACGAGACCAACACGCCCGCGUGCAGCGCGCGGGAGCUGGCCGAGAUGGCGGUGCGGGCGCGGCUGCCGCUCUCCUGGUCCGUGGCCAGCAAGCUCAACCAGCAGGCGCCGCCGCCGGACCAGCAGAAGGAGCGGCCGGAGAAGGGCGGGCGCCAGGGCGAGGACCAGACGGAGCGCAACGGGGACAUCGCCAACGUGGAGAGCGAGUCCAAAGUGUAGGCGGGACGGACGGACACGCGUGCAGCGGAGGCGGGACGGAAGGACACCCCGCGUGUGGUGAAGUCUCUCUUCGCAUUGUCUGUUAGAGCAGUGGACCCCAGUGAGCAGGGGGAGAGGGGGGGGGAGGAAGUCCCAGAGUCGAGGUCUGAAAGGAGACGCGGAAAGCAGGAGGCCUCGUGCCAUGAAGAGCCUUUUCCCGCCCAAAAUGGCUGCCCUGCGGAACGCUGGAGAGAUCGAGCGGAGACGGGAAAGUCCGGGGGCAAACGCAUGCUUUUGAAACAGCAUUUUUUCUUAAAGAGUUGAUAUAAUUUUCUUUUUUUAAUUGAAAGAUUUAACCUAUAUAUAAAUAUAAAUAUAUAUUCUAGGGCAUUUGCAUUUGUAUUUUUUGUACAUAUUUCAAUACUUGUAACUAGCCAAUGAGAGUAUGGUUCUGUAGAUGUGUGAAUAUUUGUUAGGAGGCUGUUUGAUACCGAGUCAGUUAGACAAGGGCAAAAGAAUCAGUCUGUACAUAUGCCUUAUGUAAUAAGCUUUCUUUACUUUAGGAUUUUUUUAAAGACACGCAUGUACAAAAAAAAUCUACAGUUGUUAAAUUAUUCUAUAUAAUGUACAUAACGAUAAUGUAAGUAGCUAUAGACAGAAUACUUCUCCUCAAUACUGGAUGCAAAAAAUAUAGAUUAGACUAUUGUUCUGGGAUGUGGACCCAGUGUUGUGGAGGUGCGUCUGACCCUGGCUGUGCAUGUUUGCUGUGCAUUCCGCGGAGUCUGCGUGACCACUUGCCUAUAAUCCUGUUAAAGUGGCUCCAUUACCAGAUACAGUUUCUCCCUUUCUCAGUCUUUACUCCCGUGUGUCCGUGUGUGUCGUUACAGGCCCUUUAAUUUGUGAAUGAGUUCGGCAAAAAUGAGUUAGCGCGCGUUCACUACUGGCCACAGUUGCUGUGAAAGUGUCUCGCUCCCCGUUAAUUUAUCCCUCGUUGUUGUUGACAUUGGCCCGCUUUUAAUGCGACCGUUGAGAAUCAGAUCUGCGGAAAUGAGAAGACUGCCUCGGAGGCCUUGAUGAAGUGACAGUGUUCUAUUUUUAACCCCAAGCAGAAUGAAAACAGACAGCGAAGGAAAAAGGGACCAGGAUUACUGUUUUCUUUCAACGAUGCUGUUUGAGUCACGCAGUGACUGCAGGCGUGGCCAUUAGCAGGGGGAGGGCCUCAUCGGGUUUUUUACGCUCGACUGUAAAGCCUCGGCGAAUGGGUGUUCAUUCCCACAAAAAAAAUGCAGCUUCAUAUUAGAACGUUGCUUCUAAAUUGUGCCACCUGCUGGAAGUUCUGCGAAUGCAAUUUAUCUAUUCAGUCCAUUCCGAUGGCAUCACGACAACAGGACAGCCGUUUCUCCCCUAAAAACACGGUUUUUAAAAGGCAGAACUGUAACCACUUGAAGUCUUAGCGGGCAAAGCUAUAGGACAGGAUGUGCGGCAAGCUGAGGUCCAGCGUUCAUAGCUGCCCUCCCUCCUUAAACCUCAGCAGCACUCAGCACUCAGCAUUCACCAAACAACCGUGUGAUUGGGCUCCGAUGGCAGCAGACGGAGCGAGUCUGGUUCCGCUCACUCCCUCCUGCUCCAGCUCUCCCCUCCUUGCGGGAUCCGCCAAUGACCGUGUGGCAGCUUGCUGCACCAGGCGUGUAGUGGGAGGCUCCUCCCACUUACGAUGAUUGCCACGGCAUGUGUUUUUGCACAGGAACCCGCUGAGCAUGGGCCGCUUGCUUGCUUGUCACUGGAUGACGUGGCAGCACCUGUCCCCCAAUGAGAGCAAAAGAGUAAAACAGAAUGCGCAUCACAUGUCCGUACCAGUACUCUCAUUAUGUUCUAAAUUUUCCCUUUUCUGAGCCCUCUGUGAGGAUGGCUUGCCCAUAUUCCCUACCUGACCUCAGGUGGUUUUGAUUAUGGAGACAGGGCCAGUGAAUACUGUCACUGCAAUGAGGCUUCCUUUUUGUAGCUCAGCUGGGCCUCGCUGCCCAUACAUAUUUCAGGAUGGAAGCAGCAGCAUAACAAUGAAUGGGGGGGGGGGGGGGCUGGGUUCCUUCGAGAGAUCACCGUCGCCGGGAGACCCCAGCAUUGCACAGCACUUGUCCCCAGCAGCACAGAUCCUGCGCUGGACCCCUGUCAUUGAUGGACACGUCUAGGGAGAGAAAAACAGCAGCCAAAGUGCUGGAGGCAACUGAUGGUCCCUAGCAUCUCCCUGCUGAUGAUGAUUGUUGGAGAGAGGCCUGGCUGGUUGUGUGGAUAGGGGAUGUGGGGAUUAUGGGAGGGAAGUGCACGGGGCAGCAGGUGCCUCGUGGGCGCAGGAAAGGGCUUGAGUAUUUCACUACAGCCUGUACAUACAGCAUCAAAAAUGUGGGAGAGAUUUUACAGUAAUCCAUACCUACAAGUGCUCUUUAAAACUUCUCAUCACAGACAGCGGCUCAGAGAAUCCACACAAAGAAAGCCAUUUUAAUGAAGGACAAAAAAUAGAUAUAUUCUGCACCUUGCUAAGUGUGUCCAGUAUUUUGUUUCCUUUGCUCUCACAUUGACCGGGUGAUGUGUUUGUUUACUAAUCACUGAACAUUUCUGUUGGGUGCAAAAUAAACAUUACUCUGAUUUUUUUUAUAGCACAAAUACAAAAUUAUAUUUCAGUUGUCAAAUGCAAAACAAUAAUAGGAAAUGGUUAUUGUCAGGUUUUUCCUGAAAUAUAUUCUUUCUUGCUCUUAAUAACACAUUGUGCUUUUCUGUUUAAUUGUAAUUUGUUUUUGGAUACAUGUUUGUACAUAAGUCCGCUGCCAUACAACACUGCUUAUACUGAGUUUGACUGUGCUGACUUUGGAUUGCUUAUGAACUGAGAAUUGAGUUCCUCCAAAAAGCCAUACCCUUACAUUUACAGUGGUUUUAUAUUUCUGUAGAACUCAUCCAGUAUUGUUGGGUAUUUUAUAGACAUCUUGCUAAAAUGUUUUGGUUAAUAUUUGUACAUUCCUAAUCACAUCUGUAGAAAGAUAGCCCAAAGGACUGAGAUGGUUGAACAGUUGAAAAAUGUAUUUGGAAGACAACUGAGGCAAGCAAAAUUUGUUAUUAUUUUCCACCAAUUUCUGUUUAUUAUUUUGACAAUUAUUAGAUGUAAAACUACUAUUACACAGAGGAAAUAACUACAAAUGGCAAAGUAAUUUAAUAUGAUUUAAAGCUGGAACUACUUCAGUGCUCAUGUGAUGAACCUUUGUGUUCUUAUCUUAUUUUUGUCCUUUUGACUCGAAAUGAAUGAUAUGUAUGUGUUCAUAUAUAUUCUAUGUUCAAUACACCAUAUAUUCUUCAUUCUGUUGAAAUUUGUUCCAAGGAGUGUAUUCAUUGGACAAUCAGUUUGGCCCCAAUAAGGCCAUAGAGCACUUUCUCGAUCAGCAUCUGUGGAACCAGGAUGGUGUGCGUGGGUCAGCUGUAUUCUUGAUAAGAAAAUUUCUUAAUGGAUUUGAAAUGAGACGUGAAACAAGAUUACACUUGGCUUUGACCACAAGACAUUUUUCUACCUUCCUUUUUUCCCCCUCUUUUUUAUUUAAACCAAGAACUUUCAGGAAAUUCUGAAUUGUUGCUUUACAAAGGUAAAAAAGGCUCCAAUAAUUAUUUGCCAUUUAAAUGAACAGCGAAGUGGACGUAGCUGAUACAGUCUUACAUUUCAGAAUGGCAUUCGAUCAUUUCCUGUGACUUGGGCUGACCUAUGGGAUAGGCAACAGCACUCAGAGAUUAGAGUUGUACACCCAAAUAUGGCUGGUAUCAUAUUUUCUUAUACCCAGACCUUCUCCUUCCCACUCAGUGAUGUGAAUACCCAGCCAAAGUGCGCACAUCAAAAGUUACAACCAUGACAGGACUUCCUCCAGCAAACAGAUAUGUCUGUUUGUUCAGCCUGUCUCCAUCACUCUCUUCAACGGACUGGGUCCUCAAAUCACUCAUAUUUCCAUUGCUAAAUACAUCUAAUGAUGAGCUGCUCAUUUCUUAUUUGCGCAUCAUUAACAUGGAACAUUCCCUGAAAAUGAGGUCUGAAAGUUCAAUGCAGAGAUAUAUGCGCAGAUAGGCUCUAGCAAAUCUAUAUGAUCUGUGACAUCAAUAGAAAAUAUGUAUUAGAUACAAGAAUGUGGACACAACAGAAUAAGUUUUACGUGCAUUUUCCUAUUGUGUGUACGAGUGAGAAGGGGACAUUUGUCAUGUGACUCAUCCUCCGGUUUCCCCAGUAUCUUCAACAUCGCAUCAGUGGAUGUCAAAAAAUAUGCCACACCGCCAUUUAAUUUGAUUUAAUAUAGAUCGGAUGUCAUCUUCGUAAAAUAAGAACUGACGAAGACGUGACAGUUGAGCAAUAACGCAGCACAGUUGUCUUGUGAUGGGUGAUGAGGAAAAGGAGGUGCUGGCUGGCAGCAGGGUAAGAAUGGGAGGUUGUCUUCAGUGGCUAACGUGUGAACAAGCCGACAGACAGAUCAGAACCUGAAAGAACAUGGCAGUUUUUACACUCCGGCCUUGGGACCAGACCUCUAAAAGGCUUUUCUUUUCCAGAAUGUUACCAGAACAAAAAUAAUAAUACACAAAACACAACUGGAGUGAGAUAAAUGCCAAUGUGUCAAAUAAUAAUAAUGUCCAAUUAAACACAAGCUGUUCCUUUUUCCAAGUUCCUGUUUUAUGGUUUUCUUUGAUUUUGAGAAAGAACAAUUAGUUCCAAGCCAGAGGUAAUACACUUUGGAAUACUCUUGUGCAAGUUAUUACUACUUUUACUUAACAUCUAAUUAAUAGAUUAAUAUAUGAUGACAAUCUCUCACAGGUGUACACUGUGUACCUGAAUGGACAGUAGGUGACAAGAAAAAAAAGCGAAUGUAAACCUGAAUAUGUAGGUCAAAAUCUAUUCUGUCUGAUUUGCAAAUUACUGCAAUAUCCGUUAAGCCAAUUAUCUUAUCCAUUUUUCCUAUCACAGUAUCGCUGUGACUGACACAACUGCCACAGUAACUGACCAUUUUUUCGCAUUUGUCUUUUUUCACCUGUAGUGCUUAUUCCUGAAUUCACUUUUCUACAAUAGAUUUUUAAAAACUGGCUGUGUUUCCAGAACUGAAUUAAGAAAAUAUGGGUUGUGUUAAGCAAAUCACUUUGGCUACGUCUCACCCUACAUCCCACCCCCACCCCAUUUUGCAUUUCGUUUCACCUACUGCUGGGGAGGAGCUGCUGAAGGUACUAAGACUCAAUGAGCCAAAUCAGUCACUAAGCAAAGUGCUCUCUAGAACAGACACGUUAAGUUAUUUCUCUCCUCUUGGCUGCGCUGCUCUUCCUUCUCACUGGCACAGCUCAUUCACUCAAGAGUGGCAAAUCUUUCUUUUUUUAAACCCAAAAUCUGACUGAUCUACUUUACAAAGAUGCUUUUGAUAUCAAGGUGGGAAAAGUAUUAGCAGGCGUUGCAUAAUCAAAACAAAACUUAUCCUGUGUUAUAAUAACCGAGUCGAACAAAGCCAGUACUUUGUGUGCACUUUAGUUGGUGUAUGAAACGCACAUAAGGUUGGACUGUUUCCCUGUCUACGACCUCCCAGCAAGCCAUUAUUCUCAGUGUGUCUGUGCACGGGCAAUGGAAUGAAAGCAUGCUUUAUAUGAAAGCACAAUAACUGUACAGGAAACUGAUUAUAGUGCCAAAUUUUUAAAUAAAUUGAUACAGUAUGUUUAAA